AUGACUCAGUUUGGCAUUCUCCAUCACUGCCUGAGUCUGCUCUUUGGAAAGCAGGACGCGUUGCAACAGGCUUCCAACGACAAUACCCACCUUGAUCCUGACGCGGUUCGCGACCCUAAACUCACCUUGGAUCUCGGCGAGAACGUUUCUCGAGUUGGCAAGACGUCUUCAGACGCGCCAACGAGACAAGAAACAGCGAUUGGCCCUCUACGGCAACAUUGGGUCUACUCGCACUUCACCAUGUCGACUUAUCAACAACACGCCAGAGUCGUGAAAGGCACCACUGCCGCAAAACAGCGACCUGAGAGGCCCAUAAACCCCCUGCGAAUGAAUCCUGUCAUCAUCGGGGCGCCUAAUCACUCAGAGCACAUGGUCAUUGGUCGAAUUUCUCUCCAGGAUGACGAUCAGAGGUCGCUUGUAUCCUCGGAGGCGGGUGAAUCUGACACCUCGAGCAUCGAGGCGCCACGCAGACAGUCUGGAGGCCCAGCGUGGGAGUCUGACGUCCGCUUGUGUCGCUCCUCCCUUUGCCUGAACCAGUCACUGUUGACAACGGAGAGCAUGUUUGGAGACGAAAACAACGUAACAGACCUUCUUGUGUCAUCCAAGAACUUUGGAAUCUUCGAAGACAAUGGUUCAUCCGGCACGUCUCGAACAUUCCAUGGCUCGUACUACAACGACAACACCGCAAUGAUUGAACCCCUUAUCCACGAGAUUGAUGAUUUCCUUGAGACUUUUGGAUACCAAGGCUCUCAAACCUUCCAGAUCUACAGUUUCAUGGGUUUCGACUCUCGCCACAGCGUCCAUCGCUCUAAAGUUGUCGAUGCGUUGGUUGUCGAGAUCGACGAUCGUCUCAAUACACUUGGAGCCCGCCAGUCGCCAGAUCUGCUCGUCGAUGACUUCCGUCGCAGAAAGGACUUCCAACCUUCUUCCGAGCCCCUAUCCUUAAGCAUCCUCAAAAAGAAGAAAUCAAGAUUUCAAGGAGGCGUCUUUUCUCACCUGUCAGCAAAGCCAAAGGGUUUGUACACCAUCAAAGAAAAGGAGGCAGCGCCUCUUUGCCAAGGCUCUACUUUGUCAGAAUCCCUUCACAAGUCGGCCAACAAGGAUUUCCUGAACGCUUCUGCGAUUCCUCGGCCGUUGCGCAUCAUCAAGGUGGGCAACCCAGGCGCAGUGCGUGGCCAAGGCCAGGGUUGUGGAACAUUGCCCUUCCAAGACAACACGGCAUCCAUGGCCCAUCGAGGCGCUGAGAAGCCAAGACGUCAGAGGGAAUACUUUGCGUCAUCUCCUCUCACUGACUCACAGCAAAUCGGCCCCCUGUUCGACGAGAGCAACUUCGGCCAGCCCGUGAUCCCCCUGCCUGCUUGUUUCUCGCCCCGGCUCACCCUGUUCUCUGAGUCCGAUUACCUGCCUUACAUUGACCUAGACCCUACGCAGUCCCCUGAACUGGCUUCGGUCCAAGAAUAUGACGCUACUAACCUGCCUCUCGCGGCGAGCGAUUGGGACGAGGAGGACUCCAUCUCUUUCCUCCUCGAUCCGAUCGAGGACGAGCCAUUUCCCCGGUGCCAGAACCCGGUCUUCUAUGAAAGCGUCGUUCAUGCUUGGUUGGAAGACUCGAUCCACCACCAGGCCCCUCAUGAGGCCUCUAGUGAAUCCAAUGACGGAAACCAAGACGAUCUUGGACUGUCAAACUCUCGAGGUGUUGAUUUCAGUGCCCGCCGCCUUCCACAGGUGCCACAGCCGACUUCUCGCAGUCAGCGCGGGAUUGCCCAGGGAUCCGGCCAUCUGUCAAAGAUAUAUCCGGUUGAGCGUGAGGAAGAGGCUCGAGAUCUGGAUGAGCAGCUUCGCGUACGGGCCCAGGCCUCUCCCUGCAGGAUCUUCCUCUGGACGCUCCAUCAUUCCAGCCAGAAUUCCGAAACCGAAGGUUUGCUUGCGUAA
This is a messenger RNA of Colletotrichum higginsianum IMI 349063, 1932 nucleotides long. RefSeq lists its product as uncharacterized. The record is from RefSeq and is a predicted model, not a curated record. NCBI's taxonomy places the organism in Eukaryota, Fungi, Ascomycota, Sordariomycetes, Glomerellales, Glomerellaceae. The transcript is spliced from 2 exons. The coding region runs from base 1 to 1932 and encodes 643 amino acids.